Pieris napi is the source of this 563-nucleotide messenger RNA. RefSeq names its product proteasome inhibitor PI31 subunit-like. The coding region runs from base 44 to 544 and encodes 166 amino acids. The record is from RefSeq and is a predicted model, not a curated record. NCBI's taxonomy places the organism in Eukaryota, Metazoa, Arthropoda, Insecta, Lepidoptera, Pieridae. Gene Ontology annotation, molecular function: endopeptidase inhibitor activity; proteasome binding. The transcript is spliced from 4 exons. Gene Ontology annotation, biological process: proteasome-mediated ubiquitin-dependent protein catabolic process.
UGUUACCAAUAUUGCAGUUAAGAUAGAGGAUACUGUGAAAGAAAUGAGUGGUCCUAUAGACAAAACGCUGCCAACUCACAAAGACUUAAUGUAUAAUGUAAAGAAGGAUUUGUUAGAUACACUAACUGACAGACCCACAACUACAGCACAUACUCAAACAACAACUGGAGAUAAUUCAAACCUCAGAAGGCCAAGUGAUGAUCCUCUCAGAGUACCUCCAAGACCUAUGCCUGGUGCAACACCCGACACUCGUGAUUUAUGGGAAUUACCUCCAGCAAAUUUACCAAACAUAGGCAGAUCAGAUUUAGACCCCUUUGCACCAGCCGGGAGAGGAAUGAUCUUCAAUCCGUUUGGACCUUGCAGGGAUAUUGAUAAUCCGGGUCUAGGAAUCCCUGGUGGCUUACCCAGGGGUGCAGUACCACCUGGCGCACGAUUUGAUCCUUUUGGGCCUCCCGGUGUCGGACCACUAGGAGGUCGAAGACCCCCGCCUCCAGAUGCUGACCAUCUUCCACCACCUGGAUUUAAUGAUAACAUGUCUAUGUAGCCAAAAAGCCUUCUGUGCA